UAAAACGCGCUCUACGCCCGCGCUUCCCUCGACCCAGCCCAACCGUCUCUCUCUCUCUCUCUCUCUCUCUGCAUUUGAAAACCUCGGGUCUGCAGUCGGGUCUGAAGAGAGAUCGGCCAUGGAAGAAGCUCCGAAUAAGCAGAUUGUCUUCAGAGACUUCAUAGUCGGGAAUCCGAAAGAGACGGACAUGGAAUUGAAGGUCGGAAAGGUCGGAUUGAAGGUUCCAGAAGGUUCUGGAGCUGUUCUUGUGAAGAAUCUCUACCUCUCUUGCGAUCCUUACAUGAGGGGGAGAAUGCGCGAGUACUACGACUCGUACAUCCCGCCUUUCGCCCCUGGUUCGGUCAUCGAGGGCUUUGGUGUGUCUAAAGUCGUUGCCUCUGAUCACCCAAAUUUUAAGGCUGGUGAUUUGGUCUCAGGCAUAACUGGGUGGGAAGAGUAUACUUUAAUUCAAAAGUUUGAUCAGUUCAGGAAAAUUCAAUCCGUGGAUAUUCCCCUUUCAUACCAUGUGGGCCUUCUCGGUAUGCCCGGCUUUACAGCUUAUGCUGGAUUUUAUGAGGUCUGCUCGCCGAAAAAGGGGGAGUAUGUUUUUGUCUCUGCAGCAUCUGGAGCAGUUGGCCAACUUGUUGGCCAGCUUGCCAAGAUAUAUGGCUGUUAUGUUGUUGGAAGUGCUGGCACAAAACAGAAGGUUAAUCUUCUGAAGAACAAGUUAGGCUUUGAUGAAGCUUUCAAUUACAAAGAGGAGCCAGACUUGGAUGCGGCCUUGAAAAGGUGUCUUCCUCAAGGCAUCGACAUCUAUUUUGAUAAUGUGGGUGGAGCCAUGCUUGACGCCGUGCUUCUAAACAUGAGAUUGCAUGGCCGGAUUGCUGUAUGUGGGAUGGUAUCACAGAAGAGCAUGUCUGGUGCGGAAGGAAUCCAUAACUUGUUCAUGCUUAUCACGAAACGCGUAAGGAUGCGAGGGUUUCUGCAGAGCGAUUAUCUGAAUCUGUUUCCACAGUUUGUGGAUCAGAUUAUCAAUUACUACAAGCAAGGGAAAAUUGUAUACAUAGAAGACAUGAAUGAAGGCCUUGAAAGUGCUCCAGCAGCCCUUGUCGGGCUAUUCUCUGGUAAAAAUGUUGGUAAGCAGGUCAUAUGUGUCUCUGCUGAUUGAGUUGCGUAUUUUUCUCUUAUCUGUAAUUGUAUCUUUAUUCAUGUCCUCCUUGAUUAUGGAGGCAUGAUUUUCCCUAAAAUUAGAAAGAAUCCUUUAGCUCUGA
Molecule: messenger RNA, 1250 nt
Organism: Magnolia sinica
Lineage: Eukaryota; Viridiplantae; Streptophyta; Magnoliopsida; Magnoliales; Magnoliaceae
Product: 2-alkenal reductase (NADP(+)-dependent)-like
Exons: 5
Coding region: 119-1147 (342 amino acids)
Molecular function (GO): oxidoreductase activity, acting on the CH-CH group of donors, NAD or NADP as acceptor
Source: RefSeq, a predicted model, not a curated record